Lampris incognitus (smalleye Pacific opah) is the source of this 900-nucleotide messenger RNA. RefSeq names its product chromosome 3 C19orf25 homolog (gene c3h19orf25). The record is from RefSeq and is a predicted model, not a curated record. Bases 168 to 494 code for a protein of 108 amino acids. The transcript is spliced from 3 exons. Lineage: Eukaryota; Metazoa; Chordata; Actinopteri; Lampriformes; Lampridae.
CUUGCGGCUGCGUGGCUAGCAUUAAAACUGUCGGCAGGAUUUCUAAUGUCAUCAACAAUGAACGAGAUAAGACUUAACUAAAGGGUUUAUGCCAAUUAAACGGUCACACUUGUUCCCGGGAAAUGUCUGGAAAUCGAUACUGAGGGCCAAGAGUCAUCUUUAACAGAAUGAAUAUGGGUUCUAAAAAUAAGAAGCGCAUGGUCCUUCCUAGUCGUCCUGAGCCCCCCACUGUUGAGCAGAUCCUGGAGGACAUCAACAGAGCUUCUCCCAAUGACCCAGUCUUCAGCAUCCUGGACAACACACAACAAGACCCAACUACCAGCUCCACUGACAGUGAUGUGGAAUUGAAGUUCCAGCAAAGUUGCAGGUACCUGGAGCUGAAUGAGAAACUUCAGCAGACCAGGGGUCAACUUGCUCAACAGCGGGAAGAACUGCGGGCUGUGGGACAGCAGUUGGACUGCACUGUGGCAGAGGUCAAAGGUCGAGCACUCUGACCAUAGCUCCUACACCCUCUCCAUGUCAUCAGCGUCUUUGCUGUAAAAGCUCUACUCUGCUUGGGCCGAUACCUGUCCUACCAAGGAACUCAUCCAUGAAACGAGAAUUAUUCAAGACUGUAGGGUUGGAACAGGAGGUUAUAUUGUUCUUGGGCAGAGCACUGAAACCCUACAAACUCCAUGGACAGUGACCGAUGAACCCUGUAUAUUUGUCUCAAAGAUGCAGUGUGUCGCACUGAGUGUAAUAUCAGUGUCUGUUAAUUCCUAUUGUCAAGUCAAGUCAAUUUUAUUUGUAUAGCCCAAUAUCACAAUUAAUGUCAAUGUUUAACAGUGUGGAGUGUGUUUGCUUACCAAUAUAAUGCAUCGUCAGAGCAUUCUUCAUAGAACAUUAAUAAAUUUUUAUUUG